Syngnathus acus (greater pipefish) is the source of this 1709-nucleotide messenger RNA. RefSeq names its product decapping mRNA 2 (gene dcp2). NCBI's taxonomy places the organism in Eukaryota, Metazoa, Chordata, Actinopteri, Syngnathiformes, Syngnathidae. Gene Ontology annotation, biological process: deadenylation-dependent decapping of nuclear-transcribed mRNA; nuclear-transcribed mRNA catabolic process, nonsense-mediated decay. The transcript is spliced from 11 exons. Gene Ontology annotation, molecular function: 5'-(N(7)-methylguanosine 5'-triphospho)-[mRNA] hydrolase activity; manganese ion binding; RNA binding. Gene Ontology annotation, cellular component: cytoplasm; P-body. The record is from RefSeq and is a predicted model, not a curated record. The coding region runs from base 190 to 1386 and encodes 398 amino acids.
GGAUAACUUCCUUUUUUUGUAGCUUCGUUGACGCUCGCCUGAGAGGUUCUGAGCCAAUAUUUACAAGUUUUUAUCGACUGUGGAGUCGGUCUUGGGCUCCUUCGGUAAUAAGGAUGUAAGUGGAGACACGUGGAUGUAGUUUGGCCCGCCUAUGGCUUUUGUUUGAGUUCGUUUUUCACUAGAGCCUCAAUGUUUUCGCCCAACAUGGAAACAAAAAGAUUAGAGAUCCCCUCUGGCAUACUGGACGACCUCUGCAGUCGAUUCAUUCUACACAUUCCCAGUGAGGAAAGGGACAACGCUAUCCGGGUGUGCUUCCAGAUUGAGUUGGCACACUGGUUUUACCUUGACUUCUGCAUCCCGAACACUCCAGCCGCUCCUCACUGUGGGAUAAGAGACUUUGCCAAAGCUGUUUUCCAACACUGCCCUUUCCUUUUGCCCCAUGGAGAAGAUGUGCAGAAAGUCCUCGAACAGUGGAAAGAGUACAAGAUGGGUGUCCCUACUUAUGGCGCAAUCAUUCUUGAUGAGUUAUUAGAGAGUGUAUUGCUUGUUCAGGGCUACCUUGCAAAGUCAGGCUGGGGCUUUCCCAAAGGGAAAGUGAAUGAGGAUGAAGCGCCUCAUGAUUGUGCCGUUCGUGAAGUGUUAGAAGAAACAGGCUUUGACAUUAAGAAUUGUAUUGACAAAGAUAUGUACAUAGAGCAGAAAAUCACUGACCAGCUUGUGCGGCUCUAUAUAAUACCAGGAGUAUCCAAGGAUACAAAGUUUUAUCCCAAAACGAGAAAAGAAAUCAGGAAUAUCGAGUGGUUCCCGAUUGAAAAGCUACCAUGUCACAGGAACGACAUGACCCCAAAGUCUAAACUUGGACUUGCCCCCAAUAGGUUUUUCAUGGCCAUUCCAUUCAUAAGGCCGCUAAAAGACUGGAUUAGCAGGCUGAAAGGUGAGCCUCCAGAUAGUGAUGACGACUUUGCAAGCAAUGGCACCACUCCGGGCAAAACCACAGACAAUACACGAUCCAAAUCCCGGCACAUCACUGCUAUUGAAGUAUUUUCUGGAGAUGGCUAUACCAAAUACAAGCAGCAGCAGAAGGAGCUGAGCCAAUAUGAGCUGAACCAGAGCCAACACUUAAAAGGCAAUGGGAAGAAAUCCCAGGAGUCAUCUUAUCUGAAGAAAGGACUAAAUGAAAAUGGAAUCAGCAGCCAGCAGAAGGAAGAUAAACGGGUCAUUUCCAGAAGACUACAAGACAGAUUUGAGAAAGGUGGGAUUUCAUGCAGUUCUUUUAAUGGUCAACAGACUGCCCAUCAAAAAGACUUGGAGCACCUUCUGUCAUCCAAAACAUUCCUCAGUUUUAAAUUUGACAAAGAUGCCAUCAUGAGAUGUUUUGACUUCUGAAGGUUGUUAAGAAAUGUACACCUGAUAUUUGUUUCAUGUCAGUUUUACAUGACAACACAGUGUAAGGACAGUUUUCAUCCAGCAACCUUCCUCAGUGUGGACUUCUGACAUUUGUUUGACAUUUGAGUACAUUGGUGUGGAUGAUCUGCCAAGUAAUUAUUGUUCAGCUAUUUGUAUUUUAAUCAUUUCUAAAAACCAAUUUAGUAUAUAUGCCUCUAAUCUAGUUGCAGUUUUCUUUUGAAUCCUGAAGGAAAAAAAGGUGUUUAAAUUGAUUACUUUACUAUCAAAAGACUAAAAUUUUACAAAAAAAAAAAUUAUAUAUA